Malania oleifera is the source of this 1559-nucleotide messenger RNA. RefSeq lists its product as uncharacterized. The coding region runs from base 799 to 1452 and encodes 217 amino acids. The transcript is spliced from 3 exons. The record is from RefSeq and is a predicted model, not a curated record. Lineage: Eukaryota; Viridiplantae; Streptophyta; Magnoliopsida; Santalales; Ximeniaceae.
UCUCUCUUCCCUUACUCCUUUUAAUUUCCGCAACGCAUUUUAUUACCUAUCUUGCAUAUGUGUAUGUUGAAUAACCUUACAAGCACUUGGUAAUUAAUUGGUAUAAUUGAAUAUACAAUUAUUGGACUGAAUUAAUUUCCAGCCUUGGUGAUUGUCUGUGUUAAAUUUUAAAGUAGGGAUUGAUUGAUGUAGUAAAAUUAAAUAAUUUCAAAAUACCCAAUUCACCCCUCUUCUUGGGAUUACACUUGAAUUCACAUUUGGUAUCAGAGUAAGGUCUACAUAGACUUAAUCGUUAUUUUUGGUAAAACGAUCUCAUUACACACAUCGGUGUAACUUCAUUCGGUGAGGGACACUCGUCCACUAGACCGCCAAUUUUCUGUGGUGUAAAUUACACUUAUUGGAAACGUAGGAUGAGUAUAUAUCUGUUAAAUGUAGAUUGGAAAGUAUGGAAAAUAGUUUCUAAGGGAAACCAUGUUCCCAUGAAAGUAGUUGAUAAGGUAAAUGUUCCUAAAACUGAAGAUGAAUAUAUAGAGGAAGAUUGGAAAUUUGUGCAAAUAAAUGCUACUGCAAUGAACUAGCUAUUCUGUGCACUAGAUGUAAAUGAGUUUAAUAGGGUGAUGACUUGUAACACUGCUAAAGAGAUUUAAAAAAAGUUAGAAGUCGCAUAUGAAGGUACUAAGGAAGUAAAAGAUAGUAGGAUAGACAUGCUUAUUAGUGAAUAUGAGGUAUUUAAAAUGACUGCUGAUAAAUCUAUUUAACCCAUGUACACUAGAUUCACACACAUCACAAAUUCUUUAAAUGCUUUUGGUAAAUCUUACUUAUGAGUUGAUCAGGAAGAUACUUAGGGGACUACCGCCAGUUUGGGAAGCUAAGGCCACUGCAAUAGCAGAAGGAAGGAAUCUGAAGGAGAUGUCGGUUGAUGAAUUGAUCGGUUCGCUUAUUACUUAUGAACUAGCAAUAAAUGAAAGGAAGAAUGAGCAAAACAAAACUAAGAAAGUUAUAGCGCUUAAGGCAGCAUCCAACAGUUCCAGUGAGGGAAGUGAUUCAAAAUUGGAUGAUAACAUGAUGCUUAUCACUAAGAAAUUUGAAGAGUUCAUGAAAAAGAAUAAGAAAUACACCAGGAAAUUCAUGGGCUCAAAAAUAGAAAAGGGAGAGUCAAGCAAAAGGAAGCAAAAGGAUGAUAUUCCUAUGUGCUAUAACCGGAGAGAAGUUGAACAUAUCAAACUAGAUUGUCCCCAGCUGAAGAAAGUGUCUAAGAAGAAGAAGAAGAAGACACUAAAGGUUGGUUGGGAUACUUACGGUACCAAUAGUUCAGAAUUUGAAUCCAGUGAUGACGAGAUUGCAAAUCUAUGUUUGAUGGCUCACGAAGACCACGAGAUGUGCUUGAGAUUGUCCUCCUCGAACGACAAGUGGCAUAUGGGUAGCGGAUUCUCGCGACAUAUGAUAGGAUAAAGCUAAAUUCACAUCGAUCAUAUCCAAAGAUGGAGGAUUUGUUUCAUUUGGGGAUAAUUCGAAAAGUAAAAUCAUUGGAGUUGGUAAGAUAUUCGAUCAUGAAGACA